Messenger RNA from Fusarium coffeatum, 297 nucleotides. RefSeq lists its product as uncharacterized. The coding region runs from base 1 to 297 and encodes 98 amino acids. The record is from RefSeq and is a predicted model, not a curated record. The transcript is spliced from 2 exons. Lineage: Eukaryota; Fungi; Ascomycota; Sordariomycetes; Hypocreales; Nectriaceae.
AUGAAGAUCUCAUUUCUUAUCUCAACCUUGUACCCUGCUUUCGCAGCUGCAUUCGGAGCGGCAUGCGCUGAAGAUGAAGGAAUAUGCACUACUGCCGCCGAUUGCUGCAAAGGUUAUACCUGCAAAGCGACACCCGGAGCAACUUCCAGAUGUGUGCUAAACACAGGUUGCGUUGCAACAGGAAUGCUCUGCAAUCCCUCAACUGCAAAGUGCUGUGGCGAAUUUGCAUGCACUAGAGUUCUUGGCAAUGUGGGAAUUUGCAUGAAGCCUGUUACUGUAAAGUCGAAGGAACACUAG